Messenger RNA from Lodderomyces theae, 2796 nucleotides. It is a transcript of the gene VPS16, whose product is annotated as tethering complex subunit. Gene Ontology annotation, biological process: vacuole fusion, non-autophagic; intracellular protein transport; endosomal transport. Gene Ontology annotation, molecular function: actin binding. Bases 1 to 2796 code for a protein of 931 amino acids. Gene Ontology annotation, cellular component: cytoplasm; lysosomal membrane; HOPS complex. The transcript has a single exon. The record is from RefSeq and is a predicted model, not a curated record. NCBI's taxonomy places the organism in Eukaryota, Fungi, Ascomycota, Pichiomycetes, Serinales, Debaryomycetaceae.
AUGCCAACAAAUCCCACCUCCAAUUGGCUGAGACUACAGAAUGUCUACUAUGACCUAAGAACGUGCUAUGCUCCGCUAGGCUGGUCUAUUGGAAACUUGCACUCCGAUUACAAAAUAGCCUUUGCAUCCAAUUCCACAUUGAUUGCCGUUGCCUCCAAUUCGGUACCGCAUCCUAAUCUCAUUGAAGUGUACAGUCUUAGUGGGAACAAAGUAACAUCAGUGGUUUAUAAUUCUACACCAACUGACUACAUUCACGACUUUUGCUUCCGCAAUGAGGAUCUAAUGUUGGUACUCAAUGAUGGAAGGAUUCGAUACUACCAAGAUUUGGUGGGGAAUUUUAAUGAGUAUCGAUUUACUGAAAAUGCAAUCAAAUUGGACAACAUGACAGCCAACGGAAAGGCUAUCAAUGGGUCUGCUACCGAAUCAAGUCGAAUGAUCACAAAUCUCGAAAAUGACGAGAUGGAGGAAGUUGUUAAUAUUCAGGAGGUCCUAGUAUCGAAAACUCACUUAGUCAUAAGACUUGACAACAAACUCGUCUUGACGGACUUGAACUCGUUUCAAAACUACGAAAUUGAUAUUUCUAGCUUCUCUUCGAGGGGCAUUGAGGGGAUGGUUAUAAACGGCAGUCAGGAAACCGUUAUCAUUUAUGUUGCCUGUCAGAAAACAAUUUUAGUAUUGAAGGUUGACUUUGGUCUCUCGAGUUUUGAACUUGUUGAUCAAGAGCUCACAGAUGGGCCAUUCAACAGUAUCUCGGUCUCACCAAAUGGACAACUUACAGCACUACACAACAAAACAUACAACAAAGUCUUUGUUGUAAGUAGCGCAUUUGAUCAAAUACUUUUGGAGUAUGACACUUCCAAUGACUCGAGCUCCCCACAUCAAGUAGCAUGGUGCGGGAAUGAUGCAAUUGCACUAUCCUUGAAAGACGAAAUAAAGUUGAUUGGCCCAGAACAGCAGUCAAUUUCAUUCUUUUACGACAUUAACGAAGACGACGAUUUUGAUCUCGACAAUCUACUACUUAAGGAUUCUGGGAAGAAUGACUUGCUGUACACGAUUCCCAUUAUACAAACGUUGCCAGAUGGGUUGAGAGUAGUAACUAGCGAAAAAGUGCAGUUUUUGUACCGAGUUCCAGAAAAAACGGUGGCGAUGUAUCAAAUUGGAUCAAACAGUCCCAGUAGUAUAUUGGCUGAUUGCGUAAACAAAUUCAGUCUGAAUGCUGCUAAAGCCCAUGCCAACAUCACACUUUUGAAGUCGGAUGAUGUUCUUUCUAUUGCAAUGGAUGAUGCCCUUGCAGUAGCCCUUGACGAGCUUGACACUAGUUGGCAAAAGAGGGCAUUGAAGGCUGUUUCGUUUGGAAAAGUAUAUGCAGAGGGGGCGUUUGACGCGGACCAUUAUUUAACCGUUUUGGAUACAAUCAAGGUUUUGAAUCAACUACGAGCACCUGAGUUGGGAAUAUUUCUCUCCUAUCUGGAGGUGCAAUCAAUUGGUUGGAAAGAAGUUGUCAAGAUGCUUUUACGAAGGAAUCAACACUAUCUUGCUUUACGAAUUACAAAGGCUCUUGAGCUCAAAGACGUGAUUCCCUUGAUAUAUGUUCAUUGGUGCUGCUACAAAAUACGAAAAGAACUGAACUUGUCCGAUGUGCAAUUGUUCAAAACAAUUGUCAAUAAAUUGUUAUCGGCUUCAAAGAAAAGGAGAAAUUAUAUAUCCAUUGAUAUGAUUUCAGAUGUGGCACACGAGGAAGGGAGAGUCAUUUUGACCAACUUGUUAGUCGAUUUGGAGCCUUCAAUAAUUAGCAAGAUAAAGAAGCUUGUUGAGUUUGAUGAGACUGAGUUAGCUUUAGUCAAAGCUUUCCAAUCUGGCGAUUACGCCUUGGGACUUUUGAUGCUCUUGCAUUUACAAGAUACUCUUCCCACAUCCGACUUUUUUGAAAUCUUGAAUCAAAAUGAGAGCAAGCACUAUAAUCCUACUAUUAGUAGAGAGUUACAAGACUUGGAAGUUGAAUUACCAACUGAGGUCAUCCCGAUCAAAGGUGAUGUAAUUGGUCAUACUUGGAUAGAGUCCUUAGGGAAAUCCGAUCCCAAACUAAUGGAGAAAUUUUUGAUCCACGAAGAUAAAAACAAUGAGUUGAAUUUGCUCAAGCUAAAGGAGUUUGCGAAAACUCAUCCAAAUGGUGAAGGUGAGGAAUACUACAACAGCUACAAAAAGUUGUUAACAAAGUGUUUGCGAAGAUCAGCCCGCACCACCACCAUGAAAGCAAUUGAGAGAGAACUUAAAAUUCUUGAACUACAACACAGAUUGGAGAAAACAUAUCUUACCAAUUUCUAUUCUGAAAAAUCGUUGCUAUCAAUCUUGGCCAGGUUAAUCAAAAUGAAUCAAAUCAAGCCGGCAAGUAAAAUAGUGAGGGAGUUUGCAAUACCGCAAGAGAAAUUCUGGCAUUUGGUAUUGAGCACAUAUGCACGAGCUCACGAAUUUGAUCGAUUGUACGAAUUUGUUUUUGGGUCAUUGGAUGCAUCGUCGGGGAAAUCUCCCAUCGGUUUUGAACCAAUUAUCGAUGCGGCAUUUGCUAAUAAUGCACCAAAGGAGCACAUAUCGGCGUAUAUCCGCAACUCGGUAAAGUACAAGUAUGAUGAAAAAGUUCGUUUAUUUGUGAGAAAUGGGGAUUAUGAGUCGGCUGCACAUGAGGCAUUCAAAAAUAAAGACAUUGAGGUUCUUCGCAACUUGCAACAGACUGUUCCUAAUUCGGACACAAAAGCUUUACAAAUUAUAAAGUCAAAUAUGCAAAAGUUGGGUUACUAA